CAUAGCCAAAGAUGCUGCUGGAAGCAGUUACCAUGGCGACCAGAUAGAGAAGGGAUGUGAGAAAGGGAGAGAAAGGGAGAAAAAAAUAAAGACAGAAAAAGCAGAAGGAAAAAUAAGGACACGGAAUAACAAUAAAGGAAGAGAACGAAGAGGAAUGUCCGAAUCCGGUGCGGGGGGCAGCUCUGUGUACGAUACCAGCUCGCUGCUGCAGUAUUGUAAUGGUGAGUGCUGCGUAUCUAUCUAUUCUGGGUCUCUACACAUUUUAUUCUUUCCAAAGGGCAUCUAUGAAAUCUCUAGGGUUUGUUGGGGAGGCGGAAAAUGAGAAACAGCCUGGCUGACUUUUAGGGGACAGCAGAGCCUGGUACCUAGACUAUCUGAUUGUAAGGGACGCCAAGCCCAGCGCACAGUAAAGGGCAUCUAAGCCUGCAGAACAAGUGAUUUUGACAUCUGUAAUAGCUUAUUGGAUUGAAUGCUGGAUUACAACUCCUAUUGUUAAAGGUGGAGGGUGGCAUAAAAAAUGCGCCCUGUAGUAUAAAGUCUAAAACCUCUGGGACUGUACGGUGAAUGAAGAGAGCAUGGUACAGGUCCCGGGUAAAGGGGGAGGGGUGAUAGCAUUCUGUGGUGGGGGGGGCACAACAUGACACCUCUAGGAUAGGGGAGAGAAAUGAGCCUAGUACCGAUCUACACAACUCUCAAACACUAAUUAGUAAUUAACUCAAUGAAAACACAUUCAUCUAUUAAUUAGGAAAUAGCACAUUGUCUGUUCAUGCUUGGCAAUCACCGAAGAUAGCCUAGGGGCAUCUCUAACCGCUGGGUUACUCUCUUUGCAGAUGAUGGCCUCUCGGGUCCCAGUGCGAUGGACACAGACGAUCGAAUCUCUAACCUGGAACAACGUCUCCAGCUCCAAGAGGACGAAAUGCAGGUUCUGCGAGCGGCGCUCAGCGAUGCCCUGAGACGGCUGAAGGUGUGCGAGGAGAGAGGAGAUCCCCUACGGGGGAGACAGGGUGAGGCACUGCUGGGUGCCAGAGCAGAAAACGGUCAUUUUGUGCGGCUGUGCUCUGCAGGGGUAAAACAAGUGAGGAAGGUCUGGCACAGGAUGCUAUAUGAUUUGUCACUGUGUGGACACCAUGUAGGGCAAAUAAGGUGAGGGGAUGCCUGGUGCAGGAAGAGGAAGGGGUAUGUCUAUGUGAUUGUGAGGUGCUGGGAGAUGCUAAGUGGGGCGAACAGGGUUAGUGGUUUGUGAAUAAGGGAGGAAAGGCAUUUUUUUGUCAUUGUGCAAUGAUGGGAUAAGGGGUAGUUGCUGUGUUGUGUUGGUAAUUGAUUUCUGGGGAGAGUAGGGAGGUGGUUUAGGAAUGAAUGCUCCCUGAGCGCGGGGUAUGAGAUACAAAAGACACUCGGUGUGGGAAGUCAAUGAGAUGCCACGCUGAGAGCAAAGGGUUAAUUGCUAAACAAGGGAAGCAACGAGAGGGAGCCGAGUGGCAAAACACAGAUAACAUACAGCAUGAGAAACAUGAUUUACACACGCAAGUUGUCUAGGGGUGAAUAACCAACCACCAACCUGCCAAAAUGUGUAAUAGUUUGUUUUGUGUUAUUAAAUUACCCCCUUGAUAACAUUGUAAAGCGCUGCGGAAUAAGUUGGCGCUAUAUAAAUGCCUUUAGUAAUAAUAAUAAUAAUAGAUUAACUGGUAUUACAGUCUCUCUAAACCAGGAGACAGGCUUUGCAUCAUGGGAGAUGUAGCACACAGCAGAUAGAUGUUACAUGCCCCAGAUUAACCCAUGUUGCUGGCUUUAUUCACACCACACAACAUUUCAAAUGGGCAAAUAGGGACACUUUUAUAGGAUUGUGACUGUGGGUGUGGCCAAGGGAGGGGCUGUUCUGAGACAUUUUAGGUGACUUGUUGAUGGCAAAUUAUAUAACUAAAGUGUAUUUUAGAACAAGAAAAAUCAAUCGUAUUCACACGGACUGAUUUCUAAACAUAACUAUUUUAGGAAUCAUUAUUAUUAUUAUUAUAGGCAUUAGCGCCAACCGAUUCCACAGCUCUUUAGAUUAUUAUUAAUGGGAAUUUAAAGGACCACUAUUGUGCCAGGAAAACAUACUCGUUUUCCUGGCACUAUAGUGCCCUAAGGGUGCCCCCACCCUUAGGGCCCCCCUCCCGCCUGGCUCUGGAGAGGGGAAAAGGGGUAAAACUUACCUUUUUCCAGCGCUGGGCGGGGAGCUCUUCUCCUCCGAUCCUCCUCCGUUCCUCCCCGUCGGCCGAAAGCGCACGCGUGGCAAGAGCUGCGCGCGCAUUCAGCCAGUCGCAUAGGAAAGCAUUAUUAAUGCUUUCCUAUGGAGGCUUGCGUGUUCUCACUGUGAUUUUCACAGUGAGAAUAACGCAAGCGCCUCUAGCGGCUGUCAAUGAGACAGCCACUAGAGGAUUUGGGGGAAGGCUUAACCCAUUCAUAAACAUAGCAGUUUCUCUGAAACUGCUAUGUUUAUAAAAAAAAAUGGGUUGACCCUACCUGGACCUGGCACCCAGACCACUUCAUUAAGCUGAAGUGGUCUGGGUGCCUAGAGUGGUCCUUUAAUAACGAAUGAGAAAAACUAUUUCAAAUUUGGACAUAAACUAUAGGUUAAUGAGGACCAUGCUCAAACAAGCUUACAUAACUAUUGUAUUGUUUUUAAAGGGAUACUGUAGGCACCCACACCACUUCAGCUAAUUGAAGUGGUCUGGGUGCAGUGUCCCUAUUGCACUUAGUGCUGCAACGUAAAACAUUGCAGUUCCAGAGAAACUCUAAUGUUACCAUUGCAGCACUAAGUCUGCCCUCUGUGGCUGCUUACCAGACAGCCACUAGUGGGCUUCCGGAAUCCAAACGGACCUUUGGUCCGUUAUCUGACGCUGGACAUCCUCACGCUCUGCAUGAGGACCUCCAGCGUCAGAUUUUACCCAUAGGAAAGCAUUGAAUAAUCCUAAUUUCGAGUGUGAGCAUUGACGCGCAUGACAAUUAGGUCUCCCCCGGCAACAUCAGAGGAGGUGACUUGUUGAUGGCAAAUUAUACAACUAAAGUGUAGUUUAGAACGAGAACAAUCAAUCGUAUUCACACGGACUGAUUUCUAAACAUAACUAUUUUAGGAAUCAUUAUUAUUAUUAUUAUUGGCAUUAGCGCCAACCGAUUCCACAGCUCUUUAUAUUAUUAUUAAUGAGAAUUUAAUAACGAAUGAGACAAAAUAUUUCAAAUUUGGACAUAAACAAUAGGUUAAUGAGGACCAUGCUCAAACAAGCUUACAUAACUAUUGUAUUGUAUUUAAAGGGAUACUGUAGGCACCCAGACCACUUCAGAUAAUUGAAGUGGUCUGGGUGCAGUGUCCCUAUUGCACUUAGUGCUGCAACGUAAAACAUUGCAGUUCCAGAGAAACUCUGUUUACAUUGCAGCACUAAGUCUGCCCUCUGUGGCUGUCUACCAGACAGCCACUAGAGGGCUUCAGGAAUCCAAACGGACCUUUGGUCUGUUAUCCUACGCUGGACGUCCUCACGCUCUGCAUGAGGACCUCCAGCGUCAGACUUUCCCCAUAGGAAAGCAUUAAAUAAUCCUAAUUUUGAGCGUGAGCAUUGACGCGCAUGACAAUUAGGUCUCCCCUGGCAACGUCAGAGGAGCACGGGCGGAACCUGACCCAGCGCCGAGGGACAUUUGCGCUGGAUUUAGGUAAGUUGCUAAAGGGGCUUUAACCCCUUCAGCGCCGAGGGAGGGGGACUCCUUAGAAACCUAUAGUGCCAGGAAACCGGCUUUGUUUUCCUGGCACUAUAGGAUCCCUUUAAAGGACCACUAUAGUGCCAGGAAAACAUACUCGUUUUCCUGGCACUAUAGUGCCCUGAGGGUGCCCCCACCCUCAGGGACCCCCUCCCGCCCGGCUCUGGGGAGAGGAAAAGGGUAAAAACUUACCUUUUUCCAGCGCUGGGCGGAGAGCUCUCCUCCUUCUCUCCUCCUCCGAUCCUCCCCGCCGGCUGAAUGCGCACGCGCGGCAAGAGCUGCGCGCGCAUUCAGCCGGUCUCAUAGGAAAGCAUUCAUAAUGCUUUCCUAUGGACGCUGGCGUGCUCUCACUGAAAAUCACAGUGAGAAGCACGCAAGCGCCUCUAGCGGCUGUCAAUGAGACAGCCGCUAGAGGAAAUAGGGGAAGGCUUAACCCAUUCAUAAACAUAGCAGUUUCUCUGAAACUGCUAUGUUUAUAAAAAAAAUGGGUUAACCCUAGAAGGACCUGGCACCCAGACCACUUCAUUAAGCUGAAGUAGUCUGGGUGCCUAGAGUGGUCCUUUAAUUAUUCUAUUGGAGCUCUGUUAUACACUCAGCCACACGAACAAUAUGAAAUUCCUCGAAAGAAGGACAUUAGGAUAGAAAAGAAGGACAGAGGGAUUUGGACUCAUAAAAGGGACACUUUGGAAGUAUCAGUACCUCCUUCCAUUUUGUUAAAAUUAAAUUAAGACAAGUAUUACUCUGCCCUAAUAUUUGCAAUUUUUCAGAAUAUCCAUUUUGGUGAGCAACCCUGUAAAUUGUAAAAAUAAUUCAAUGUGGCUAAGUUCUAGGCUAUAUCUAGGCUAUUGUAGCCUAAUUUAAGAAAGGCAAUUAUCAGUAAAUAAUCUGGGUUUAUAAAAAGCGUACGACAGUUAACUGAACACAAAAUUGCAAAAUUCAGGCAAAAAUAGCCACACUCUGACUACAGAAGAGUUGCAGUAUUGUUCUAAAUCAGAUAUUUUGGCUAACGUUUUGCAAUUAGGUUUCCAAUUAACUACUAUUCAGUGUUUUUUGUAAAACCAUACAGUUUCUGAGUUUUUCAUGUGUAUAUUCCAGGCCCCCAUGUGGUGAAGCCCCCUCCUCGCUCUGCACAGAAUGGUGUAGCCCUACGCCGAAGAAGUGGUCUUUCUACCUCCCCAUCAUCCCCCAAAAAGGGGGGUGCCCCAAUCUUCACAAAGAGGUAUUCUGCCUUUCUCUCUCUCUAUUUAACCCCUUCUCUCUCACUCACACAUUGGGGGAGAUUUCCCAAAAUAUUCUGUCCAGCUACUAAAAAGUGCAGCAAUUAUUGUGGAAACCAGUGAAAAUAGUGGGUAUAUAAAUUUGGUGACACCUCUCCUUUUUAAUUUUUUUUUUCACCACUUUUUGAAAGAGGACACCAUAAUAAAUCUCCCCCUUUGUUUCUUUAUAGUCUCAGACGCGCCCUCUCACCUGAGAGACUGUCCGUCCUGAAGCGAGAUGGAUCAGAUGCCAGGAACCGAUUGCUGGCAUCUAGUGGUAUAAGAAGAGACGGGUAAGUCUGAGACAGAUAAUUAUACCCUGAUUGGUAUAAAAAUAUCAGCACUUAUUGGAAACCUGUGAUUAUGUGCCACUUGUUUGUGUUUACCCUUUGGAAACCUGUGCUCAUGUGCCACUUUGUGCCAAUCUUUGUGUACUUAGCAACAUCUGCCAUAAUGUGCUACCAGAGUGUGUGAUCUGGAACCGUGAGAUAAUACGCUGCUAGAUUAUCAGGGUUUUUACUAAAAUAAGAAUUGUCUGGAAUUCAAAGUGAGUUUCAAAUUUAAGGCCGAAAUAGCCAAACUGGAAAAAUUACCCCAAGUCAAUUAUGUUUCCAAUUCAGCUACUUUGGCCUUAAAAUUUGAAAUUCACUUGGAAAGUCCAGCCAAUCCUCACUGGUGUAAAUACCCUGUGUGUGAUUGUGCAUUCUCCCUAUAGAGCCUUGAUCAUCCGACACUACAUUUGCUAUUUUUUUUUAUUUUUUUUUUGUGCGAUCAUCUGUAACCUGUAAUAAUAUCACAGACACUGAAAUGCCCCAAAUUCUUAUUAUUAUUGGCAAUUAUAUAUUAUAAAGGGGGAAAUUUAACAAUAAAUGAGACAAUUACAAAAGGUUACAGGAACAAUAGGUCGAUGAGGACACUGCUCAAACAAGAGAAAUGGUGACCAAUUCCUGCUAUUGUGAAAUUAGUGCGUGUCAGCAGAGGAUGGGACCCUAAUGUAAUGCACAGACAAAGGGCAGAUUGAGACCUUACUGUGAUGGAAAUGGUAACAUAUAGAGACAGAGCGAUAUCAGGGCCGUCUUUAACGCGGGGCAAACGGGGCAGCUGCCCCGGGCCCUGUCCCUGCUGGGGGGCCCGAGGUAACUACCCUGUUUGCCCUCUGCCCGCAAACUAUGGGGGCCCAUCGGGUGGCCCAUGCACUUAGGGCCACCCGGUGGGCCUGUGUCAGCAGGGGCCCGGUCGGGCGCUGUGGCGCUUUAACAGCGCGACCGGGCCCUUGCUUUUCGGCAGCACUGGGAGGAAGUGACAGCCGUGCGUCACUUCCUCCCACAGAAACAGGAGCCGCGCGGGAGGAAGGCGGACCAGCUGUUCCGGAGGGGGCCAGGCCGGGAGCUUAACUCCCAGCCACCCCAGCCAGCCCACUGGACCCCAGGGAAGCCACCCUCCAGGAAAAGGUAAGAAACUGGAGGGUGGUUAUCAAAGUCUGUCAGUGUAUCUGUAUGUGUGUGUGUGUCUGUCAGUGUCUGUGUGGUUCAGUAUGUCUGUAUGUGUGUAUGUCUGUCAGUGUGUCAGUAUGUCUGUGUGUGAGUCUGUCAGUGUCUGUGGUUCAGUGUGUAUGUGUGUUUCAGUAUGGCUGUCUGUGUAUGUCAAAAUGUCUGGAUGUGUGGUUGUCUGUCAGUGUCUGUGUGUAUGUGUGUUUCAGCAUGUCUGUCUGUCUUUAUGUGUGAAUGUGUGUUUCAGCAUGUCUGUCUGUAUGUGUGUAUGUGUGAUUCAGCAUGUCUGUCUGUCUGUCUGUGUGCCAGUAUGUCUGUCAGUGUGUCAUUAUGUCUGUGUCUGUGAGUCUGUCAGUAUCUGUGUGUUUCAGUAUGGCUGUCUGUAUGUGUGUAUGUGUGUUUCAGCAUGUCUGUCUGUAUGUGUGUAUGUGUGUUUCAGCAUGUCUGUCUGUGUGCCACUAUGUCUGUCAGUGUGUCAGUAUGUCUGUGUCUGUGAGUCUGUCAGUGUCUGUGUGUUUCAGUAUGGCUGUCUGUGAGUUUCAAAAUGUCUGUAUGUGUGUAUAUCUGUCAGUGUCUGUGUCUGUGUGUUUCAGUCUGUCUGUGUGUGUGUGCCAGAAUGUGUGUAUGUCUGUCAGUAUGUCUAUGUGUGAGUCUGUCAGUGUGGUUCUGUAUGUCUGUGUUUGUCAAUAUGUCUGUCAAUGUCUGUGUGUAUGUGUGUUUCAGUAUGUCCGUCUGUCUGUGUUUAUAUGUGCCAGUAUGUCUGUCAGUGUAUCUGUAUGUCUGUGUGUGUGAGAGUCCAUCAGUGUCUGUGUGGUUCAGUAUGUCUUUGUGUAUGUGUGUUUCAGUAUGGUUUUCUGUGUGUGAGUCUGUGUCAGUACGUCUGUCAGAAUGUGUCUCUGUAUCUGUAUGUUGUCCAUUUGUAUUUGUGUGUGUAUCUGUAUGUGUCAGUGUUUGUAUCUGUAUAUCUGCAUGUGUGUCAGGUUGUGUAUCUGUGUGUCUGUCUGUCAGUGUGUGUGUCGGUGUAUCUAUAAGUAGUCAGUGUGUGUACCUUUGUAUCUGCAUGUAUGUCAGUGUUUGUAUCUGUGUGUGUGUCUAUGUGUGUGUCAGUGUAUCUAUAUGUAGUCUGUGUGUAUCUGUGUGUUCUUGUGUGUAUCUAUCUAUAUGUGGUCAGUGUGUAUCUGCAUGUGUGUCAGGUAGUGUAUUUGUGUGUAUCUAGACGUAGUCAGGGGGCCCAAGUAAAUGCUCGCCCAGGGUCCAAUCUAAAUUAAAGACGGCCCUGAGCGAUAUACAUGGAGGGACAGCUGAAUACACAGACCUGUGUUUGGCUGUGAAAAGGAGGGAGCUCUAUACACUGUGGUCACAUCUCCUAUUAUAAGCAAACAAUCUAGAACAUACAUGAACACACACACCCUCUACCGCAGGUGAUUUAAUUAAAGGGACAGUAUUGGAAAAUAGGACCUCCUAUUCUAAAGCAGCCCUGUCACGCUGUUCCCUUUUUUUGUUUUCCUUUCCUUAUGAUCCUUGUAUUUUAAUGAUUAUAUCCCCCCUGCCUUUAUUAAUAUUUAUUAUCAUUAAAUCCCUAGACCAGCCAUUUUGUUCCCCACUGUCCAUGAUGUCUGCUGUUGUCUCUUCUCUGACCAGCUGUGUGAGGCAUUCACAUGCUGCAAGGUUCCUUCAUAAUUAAUGGCUUAUUUUCCCUCCUGCAGCAUUUGAUUACUACAUACUACAGGAUAACACGUUAUUACAUGCUACCCGUCAACAUGUAUGAGUUAUACGUGUUCAGCAAAAUGUUAUUAUUUAAACAAGCAUUUACUUUUUUGCAUUUAAACCAAAACAAUUACACAAAUAAAAUCCUAAUAUAAACUAGGGCAGAGAUCUCAGUUUGAGUAUUAAUUUUACCACACAGACCUGCCAUUUAAACCACUCAGUAAUCCUCUGGGGCCUAGUAUAUAUUGGUAGGUACAGGAGCAACCCCCUGCCUGAUACCAGCAGUGUAACACAGACAGUAUACAGUUAUAAUUCUGAGCUCCUGUAAUCUCCCCUCCCUGUCACAGAUGGGAUGGGUGUAACUCUUUUGACAAUUUCUGAUGAAGGGGGGGAGUGUCUGUUUGCACUAGGAAGUGAUGUCUGCUUGCUGAAACAGGGACACACAGAACCAGGCAGGAUGAAGAAAGCAUCCAGGUAAUUUUUACUGGGUGUUUACUAAGACCCCAGGCACCUCACUACUCCCAUCACCCUCAGGCUGUUAAGUUACAGUAGUCAGCUGAAUGAUUGGUGUCUGUACUGCUGCAGUAAACUGUGUAGAUACUUGUUUGUUUAUUUUUCUGAAUGUAAUGUGAUUGUCAGUAAUAUUAUUUCUGUUUUUUUUUGCAGUAAAAGCAAACAGGUGGUAUUCUAUCCAGGUGAGUCCCCAGACUGUGUGUGUGUGUGUGUGUGUGUGUGUGUACAUUUUAUUUGUUGAUACAAUGUCACAUUUAAGGCCCAAAUAGUUGGAUUGAAGUUGUGUGUGGUGUUUUUUUUAAUUUGGGUGCUUAGACCUUUUGGCUGUAAAUUCACUUUGGAGUCCUGACACUUCACUUCAUAGUUUCCUGAAUAACAGAGUUUGUCUAUAAUAUGGAGUACGUUUUAUAUCGCAAUGUAUCUGUGGUUAGGAUGAUUAGUGUGUCCCUCCAAGUCUUAUCUCCUUACCCCACCCUGAUCUAUACUGCAGCUCUGACAGACUGGUCUUAUUCCAAAACCACUUACACAGCAUCACACGCUUUUACUAUCAUUUUAUAUAAAUCGCAAGAUUCCCACAGAUUUGUUCUGUAUUUUUAUUUUUUCUCUUUGUUUAUCCAUCAUUUGAUCAGAUUAGUUUGUUAUAAUUCCUUCCAGGACGGGCACAGCACCAGAUAUAAAGCAGUCAUGGUCCGUCUAUAUAUUUCGAAGUUUUCUGAAUAGCUGUCUUUUUUGGGGGGGGGUGGGGGGGAAAUAUACAGGAUUAAGUGCACAGCGGACUUGUGAAAAUUAUUUUCUGUUUUGAUCUGACAUUUCAAAUCAUUUAAUUCCCUUGCUACAUUCAUUAUUUAACACCGACAGUUGUGCUAGUUGCACUGGCUGCUCUUUGUGUAAUGAUCCCUUGGACAGGUAGGAUUUGGCCAAAUAAACUUGAGCAAUGUAUAAUUUGAUGCUGUACUCUACCAGGCUGCCAUAUCGUGUUUCUAAGCACCAUCACAACAUUGUAUGACUGCAUAGAGUACCUCGCACCCACUACCAGCUCUGUAAAAAAUCCCCUGCAGCUCUAAGCUGUUUCUACAGAGCUAAAAAGAAGAGUUCAGCGCUGUUUAUUGGUAUAUUAAAUCCUCUUUAUUGUUGUAAGACAAUGGUAGCUUAUUUCCCUGGUUAUGAGGUUGGUCUGUAGCUGCAGACAGCCUCACUAAACUGUUCAUCAGCUGGUCUUUUCAAUAACUUAUUAUUAUUAUUAUUAUAUAUUUUUUUAAUUUAAAUCCUAAUUUUGGUUUGAGAUUUUAUUUUUUUUUUGUCUUAAAUACAGUAAUGCUUUUUACCCCGUCAUUCAAUCAUUCACACACAACACGCAGUAACCAUCAAGUUAGCAUGAGUUGGUGAAAUUGCAGUAGAAUCUGACUCAACAUGUCUGUCUGCUCAACCAAACAGAAAGUGAAAAAAAUCAUUAAGUUUCAUUAAAUGUUUAACCCCUUAAGGACACAUGACAUGUGUGACAUGUCAUGAUUCCCUUUUAUUCCAGAAGUUUGAUCCUUAAGGGGUUAAAGGAACACCAUAGUUUUAGAAUACAAAGCUGUAUUUCUAACACUAUAGUGUCCCUCUGCCACUGUGCCUCCUCCCACCCCUGGCGAACAAAGGGUUAAACACUUUUUUUCACUUCCCUGAUUCCAAUGCUGAAGUCCCUCAGCACUGGAUCAUUCUCUGCCUCCUCCUAUGUGAGCGAUGGGGGAACCUAAUCUGCAUGUGCAGAGAUCACAGGGAUCAUUAGCCUUCCCCAAAGGAAAACAAUAAAGUAAUGCUUCCCUAUUGGGACUUUUAAGAUGCUAGUCUUCCUCAUGCAAAUGGGAGACUGCCACAAGGGGCAGCCUUAACCUUGCAAUGUAAGUAUUGCAGCUUCUCUGAAACUGCAGUGAUUUACAUUGCAUGGUUAAGAGGAAAGGGACACUGCACCCAGACCACUUCAACGCCUAUAAUGCCCCUUUUAAUAUAUUAGUUGUGAAAUGACAGUUGUCCUCUAAAGGGACAUGUGCGUAGGUAGAUGGGACUGUGUAGUUGGGAACUCAUUAACCCCUCCCUUCCAUUUACCUGUCCUAAAUAACAAGACUACAAAUAUACUUGGUGACAAAAACAGGCCACAGCUUUAUUAAAUAACAGAUGUCAUUAACAUCAACCUAAAACAUAUGAAUGUAAUAUAAAUGUAUAUAAACCACUUCUAACAGAGUACAACCUUGUCAACCUAAUCCUAAAACCUGGGCGCGUGUCCUCCCACUCGUCCUAACCACCAAAUGGCCUCUAACACGGCCUUACGUUAACUUAACGCUAACCACUAGCCGGCCAUUAGCUCAGUGGGCAUGUCCAUUAACCCAUACAUGUAACCGAGGUUAGGGGAUGGAUCAGCCCCAACCAUCCAUCUUCCCAUAGACUGGUUGGCAAGGACCUUUAUCUGUCCGCUGUGACAAGAAUUAGUACAUUAAAGAAAUGAACAACAUCCACAGGGAACGGAGAGUAUGAAGCUGUUACCAAGCCAGUCAAUUUAGGAUCGCUGCUGCCUACUAACAUGCCUUCUUAUUUAUAUUGCCACCACCCCUACUUCACUUCUCACCCCUUUCUUGAACCUCCCUACUAUUACCCUAUCUACUCUCACAUGUCUCUGUUCUGACUAGGCCUUGCCUGCCUCCUCUGGGUCUUUCUAGAGACCCCUUAGGCACUUGCUGAGUGGCUAUAUGUGUGCAGAGAAAAAUAGAAAUUAUCACUUUUAUAAAUUAACCACGAUACAUCACCCUAGCUGUUAAUCAGAAAACCGAUCCUCUGCAGCUUUUGAAAGCUGUUUUUAGAUAAACCCUCAAGGGAAAAAAAUCCUUAUUGAAUGCAUGCAUGUUACAUCUGCUAAAUCGUGAUUUUGAUAUUUUUCUGUAUUCGGGCGGUAGAAUGUGCCUUUAAGAAAUGUUACAUCAGUUAUUCAGUCCAAAUGAAUACAAUAUCCAUUUUAUUUGGACAGAAUGCCAGUUAAAAUGCUGGGAAUUCUCACAUGUUCAGAUGCCAAGCUGAUAGUCUGUUCCCAUUGGUCGAUGUGUCGGGGCACGCCAACUGCAAAGCCUCUGUCCAGGGAAUCGAAGUCACAAACUGUGAAAAUGGGAUUUAUUUCAAGCUUGUUUGCGUUGGGCAAAAAUAUGCAAAUCCCUGGUCAGUUCUCCACGGUUACCAUUUUAGUAAAUAAACCAUUAGUUUGCAUUAUUGGUGGCCGUCUCAGAGCUGUGCGAAUACUUUGUAUCUUACACGUAGUGUUGUGUAGAGUUAGGAAAAUGAACACUCGUGGUUUAUUUGUUUUUCCACAGAGGAGGGCGUGGUGAAGCUGUACCUGCGAGGACGUUCAGUCCCACUCUUUGUUCCUGACUCACUGGUUGCCUCGUACAGUCUUGAAACCAAGGGAGAACUGCCCCCCAAAGAACUACAGCUUGAAUGGGUGUAUCCUGCCUCUGUGUUAUCGUUCUGUCAUCUUGACCGUGACUGCGGCAUUCUAACUGUGGCUGAUAUGUAUUAAAGGGACACUGCAGGCUUCCACAUGUGUUAGAUCACAGUUAGUUAUACUGGGUGGGUUUAUAUUAAAUGGACAGUCCAGGCUCCCGUACAAGUUAGAUCAGUUAGUUAUACUGGGUGGGUUUAUAUUAUUAAAUGGACAGUCCAGGCUCCCGUACAUGUUAUACUGGGGGGAAUCUGUAUUAUUAAAUGUAUAGCCAAGGCUCACUUACAUGUUGGAUGACAUUUGUUCACUUUGUGAUACAUCUUACUAAGUCAACAGUUUAUCACUACAGCUUUUUAUAUGUACACCUGUUAUGGCAUCACCACCAAUGAGAGGUCUCACUUGGUUAGUUUCCCAACUAUAGAACCUUCGCAAAUCAAACUGUAAACUCAGAUUUGAGAAACAGACAAACAUUGAAAAAUAAAUACAAAUCUAACAAGCAGUGCAAUAAUGACUGUUGAUUUUCGAAGGAGCGCUUUUUUCAGUUAUCAAAAAUAAAUAAUCAACAGGUUUACCUAUUAUCCUUAACUUCUAAUCUACAGAUACGGGUAUCGGGGGCGAGAUUGCCGGAGUAACCUCUUUCUUCUGCCAUCAGGGGAGUUGCUGUAUUUCACAGCAGCCGUCUGUGUCCUGUACGACCCUGCUGGUGGCACUCAGCGUCACUAUCGUGGACAUACUGAUGACAUCAAGAGGUCAGAUGGUGGUAGUCUUCAGAUCAGAGGUCAUCUUAAGCUAAUAAAGUGGAGGGCAGGGAUCCCAUCACCACCCCCUCCCCCCCAAUUCCUGCAGGUUUUAUUAGCUUGUCAGAAGGGGAAGGGAUUAAUUUUGGGAGAUGAUUUGGGGGUCGGGAUUAAAUAAUAGUAGUAGGGGUAAAAUAUAUCAAGGGAUACACACUGUGCAUGGGCGGGGUCUGACGUUUCCCCCACCUUCCACAGUCUGGCUGUCCACCCCGACUCAGUGACCAUCGCCAGUGGGCAAGUGGCCGGAAACUCACAGGAUGGGAAGGUGAGCUAAUACUCCUAAGGGGUAUUAGCAAUGUAUGUGCCCUGUUGGUAUUUUCACUUUGUUUAUCCUUUCCCCUCACCCCCCCUCCCUCUCUUGAGGUUUUGCCCCCUCUUGUCCUGUCAUAACAAUCUUUCUAUGUCUGUACUAAACCACUUACCUAUUUAUCUCUCCCAAAUCACGUUAUGAUACCCCAUUAUUGCUGCCUUGGAAACCCAAAUAUGACUUAGUCUUUGUCUUGUAACAACUUUUUCUCUUGGUCCACUUACCUACAGUUCUUUAAAUUAUCUGCUUUAAUUAUUCGGGCACCCUGAAGCCCAAAUCUUGCAGUUCUUUGUGAAUGGUUGUAAAUCAGUCCCUGUUCCUAAUUCCCGGAUCCUGCACUCGUUCAGUAUGUAUCAUGUUGUAUCUGCUCCAAGCAUUUAGUUUGACUGUCUCCUUAGGCUCUUGCUCCUCAUGUCCGGAUAUGGCACUCGGUCAGCCUGUGUACUCUUCAUGUGAUUGGAGUCGGAAGUUUUGAGAGAGCGGUUACCUGCUUAAGCUUCUCCAAGGCUGUAAGUGCUACCAUCAGGUGUGGAGUUACAUCGUGCUGGAGAGUGUGAUACUUUGUGUAAUCUCUCUCUUUUCCUUUUCUGGUGUAGGAUGGUGGAAGCCACCUAUGUGCAUGUGAUGAGUCUGGGGACCACGUUCUUUCUGUGUGGCAGUGGCAACGCGAGGUCAAAGUGACAGAGGUGAAGGUAAGUUCUCAAAGUAUGUCAAAAUGUUCUAUAUCCGAGCUUAUGCCCAUGAAACUUAUUUAAGCUUUAAUCUCUUAAUUUAUCGCUUUUUCUCCUGAAUACCCUCAUUCCAAGGACUAGAUAUUUAAAUAUAAAAUGCCCCAUUCUGUUCACGUCACCAGGGGGUUCUCAGGCUAUCAACUCCCUGUUUCAGAUUUUAUUCUCAGUCCUAUGUAGCCCUGCUUCCUCGUCUCCAGCUACAGUCCUGCCAUUGUUCUCAAAAUGUUUCUUGGUCUUCUCGUCGUACAACGUCAUUAAUUCUCUCCCUCACUCGCUCUUUUCUUGAGGUUUAUUUACUAAACCGUGCACGUGUUGGAUUGAAAAUCAAUUAGCAAAAUUUAGCUAAGAUUGUGGCGAUUUUAGGAAAUAUUAUCCAACUCUACUAUAGUUACAGCUAGAUUUUUCAUUGUACUGCAGUUUUCUGUUUUGUGAAUGAACCUUGUAAAAUGAUCUAUUGCCGGACAUGUUCAGUUUCUCUAUGAUAGUUAAGGCUCAAGAGGCAAAAUAAUCUCCAUGGUAAAACCUGUAAAAUUAAGCUAUGAAGCCAUAAAUUAAAAAUGUAAAAAAACAAUAAUCUAAAUCUGCCUUCAGUCAUAGAUAUUGACGUUCCUAUUCUUUCUGUCCUCAGUGUUCCACGGAGCCGGUGCUCGCUGCCAUUUUUCAUCCAACAGAUCCUAAUAUGAUAAUCACCUGCGGGAAGUCCCAGCUGUAUUACUGGAGUCUGGAAGGAGCUGGAGGUGGAAAUGCUACUCUGAGCAAGAGGCAGGGGGUGUUUGAGGUAAGGGAGUGAGAAUUGGGCUAGAAAAGUGAUUAAAAGCGAUAGUAAAUGAGUGUAGUGUUGACCAAAAUCAAGUAUUCGCAAGCAGCGAAAUGUGAUCAUGCAAAGGCAACCAAUAUGUUGAUAAGGCCCUUCCGAUGGGCAGGCACCACGUUGCAAAUCGUGGAACAUGACCUUGAAAUGUUUAUUGCAUACAUUGUACAUGCUGCUUUUACUGUACCAAUCGAACAUAAUAUGUCAAUGGGGAAUGGACAUACUGUUACAUUUCAACUCCCCCUUUUCUUUUCUUUACCCCUCGUUUUGAAAUAUUUUUUUUUUUUUUUUUUAUUUUUCUCAAAUCACAGAAAUUAUCAACAUGGGUUCAUAUAGCGUAUGUUGUUUGAGCAUUUCUUGAACAUCAUAUUAGAGAGUAGGUUAUACAUCAAAAGAGAAAUAGGAGUCGCGUAGCGUAGCUUGGGAGUGUGUUAGUGAAUUGAGGGGUUUUUGUUUUUGUGGUGUAUGUCUGCCUAAGCGUCGUGUGAGUGGUGUAGCCACAUAACUGCUCGUCAUAAGUGCGGUACUGGUGGUAGGUAUGUCCGUGGCUAGUGUGGAUGCCCCUCCCUCAGGAAAAGGUAGUGGGACCUGUGCGCCAUGUAAAGGUAGGGAAGGGGUGGGGAAGAGAGAUUUUCUGAAGUGUUGCCAUUAAGCGCCUGGAUGGUUUUUGUGUGUAAUCUAUGCCAUGUGUAUACGGGUGAAGAGGGUGGUACUGCUGAGUAUGUCUUAUUCUGAGCGGCAGUGUUAUUAAUCGUCUCUGUAUCCCCGCUAGCUGAAAGCAUGUACCAUAGAUAGAAGUAUGGCAAAAGUAAAACAAUAAAAGCAUAUCAAUAAUAAUAAUAAUAAAAAAAUAAAAAAAAUUAUAAAACAGUCGAGAAAAUGUAAAUCCGACUCAUGGUCGUGGGGUCACCAGGAUUGGUAGGGUUAAAUAACUGGGACAGUUCCUGGCUGUGUAGAGGGUCUUGGGUGAGGGCUCAGCAGCCACUGAAAUCCGACAUCCCCUCAGUCAAGUCACGGGUCCGGUGGGCUUGGGUCCUGCCGCCCGGGGUAUGAACUCCCUGAUCGCAGCUAAGUCCACUUGUGACAGGUUUCUGCCUUCAGGGGUGGCAUGAAGGGGGAGUCCCAGCGAUCGCAAGUGGUCCUCCAGCUCCUGAUAUGUUUCUGCGCAGAGAGUCGUGUCUUGGGCUGUUAUUAGGACCGUGCGGGAGGGGCCCCAUCGAUAUGGCACCUCGUUAGUGCGUAGCUGCUGAAGUAGUGGUCGUAGGGAUUGGCGCCACAGGAGUGUGUUCUUAGCUAGAUCCGGGAAAAUGAGCAGUGAGGCGCCCUCAAAGGUAAUGGGCGUCUUUCCCCUCACCGCGGCUUGCAAGAGGGCCUUGUCCUGUAGGGUGCUGAAGCGGAGGAUGAGGUCUGGUGAAGUGGAGGAUGGUGCGUUGGUUGGUUUGGGGAGACGGAACAUACCGUCUAGCCUCAUGUUCUUGGCUUGUUUCGGAGAGAGGUGGGCCGCGAAGAACCGCCUGAUAAAGUGAGGUAAGUCCGACAGUCCCACAUUUUCCGGCACUCCCCUGAGUUUUAAGUUGUACCUUCGCCUCUGAUCCUCCAUGGUGUCAAGUCUGCGGUCAAUCUUUAGCCGAUGUUGAUCCAGAGUAGCUAGACCCUUCUCCACCACAGUAAGCCGGUUAUCAUGCACGCUCUGGGUAGUUUCGAGUUGGGCCAGUUUGGUAGUCGUGUGUUCGACUGCCUUUUUGAGGGGGGCUAGGUCACCCGCCAAGUUCGCGCGGAGUUCCGCCAACAUUGCCUUAAGUUGCGCUGCGGUGACCGGGUCCCGGCCUGAGGCGGCCUCCAGUGGGACGUGGCCCUGCUUCGUAGCCAGAGUGGACUUUUCCAUCGGGGCAAUAGCCAUGUCCUCCGAGGAAUAGGAGGAGCAGUCGUCCGCCAGCGCCAUUUUGUCCCAUGCGGCCCUCUGUGAGCUCCGGAAUAGGUCCCCGAUAUCACGGCCCGGUGGGCUCUUGUCUGGCUUUGAUUUUUUGUUUUUACGGCCCAUUCUUGUUCCUGCAGUCAGUGAGCUGUUUUCUGCGUGGUUAGCAGGUCUCUUUUUCUGCAAUUUCAGCCGUUUUUGGGUAGUUGUAAGCGGAGCAUAGAGAGCUUGCUACCAUCCAGGUUCGCCCCUCGUUUUGAAAUAUGACAAAAUAAAAAUUGUCCAUUCGAGAAAUAUAUGUAAAAUGAAAGAGAUGGUCUACAAAAGGACCAGGAAGUUGUAGAAAACUGAAGUGAAGGGGCAGGAUACAUACUGAAAAACUUUGAGAGAAAAAUCCAAGAAUUCUUAUCAUUCGAGGUCUUAAGGAGUAGGUUCUGGGGUUACAGUGAGGGCAUAGUAGACGGAGCCCAAUAGCGAACUUUAACUACUGAAUGAGAUGGACUUCAGGAAGCUAGUGAUUGAGCAAAAUCAAAAUUAGGAUCGUCGGGAGGUGGUGAGACCUGCAGGAGAAGUUUGGCUUGCUGAGGUUGAGGUGUUAAAAAGUGAUCCCACUGGAUGAAUUAUAUGUGAUUUUUACCAUUUACACUCUAUUUCCACAGAAACACGAAAAGCCACGGUUUGUUCUCUGCGUGGCAUUUGCUGAGAAUGGAGAUGUCGUUACAGGAGAUUCCAACGGGAACCUUUUUGUUUGGGGUAAAGGUGAGUAAAAGAUAGGUUAGAGCUGAUAUUCUUUAAAUGUCUGUCUCCAGUCUUUCAAUUUAAGACUCCAUAUUCACAUACAGUUUGAUCCUCUAUAUCUCCCUCCUUUCUAUCACUCAGGCACUCACAGGAUCUCCCAGGCAAUCACCGGAGCACAUGAUGGAGGGGUGUUUGCGCUGUGUGUGUGCCGCGAUGGGACGCUCUUAUCCGGAGGAGGGAAAGAUGGAAGAAUUAUUCUAUGGGACAGAGAUUACAAGCGAGUGCAGGAAACACGGGUAUGAAAAGGAGAGGGGCAGGGAGGUUUAAGAGGUGAAAUCUAACUGGAAAUAACGAAAAAGGUGGCUUUGGGGGCAGGAGACUGUAACACUGCUAAAAUCCUACCUAGAUCCCAGAGUGUUUUGGGCCAGUCCGGACCAUCGCCGAGAGUCGAGGAGGAGAGACGCUUUAUGUUGGAACCACCAAGAAUUGUGUGAUGAGCGGCAACUUGGAAAGUGGACUAACUUGCUUAAUACAGGUACCGUGUGAGAUCUGGAGUCUGAGUGUGAAAAUCAAGCAGAAAUACUGGGGGUAAAUUCAUGGACUCUACCUUUAAACAAAAACUCAAACUAUCUGACUGUCAGUGGAGUGAGGAACUCAUUUGCUUUGAAGAAAUUGGUCCAGGUACCAGAUUUGAAGUUUAUUCUCCCUAGUUCUCUUUGGUGUAAGCCAGUAGGAGGCACUGAUGUCCAUUAAUUGUCUCAGUAUUCUCAGUUCCAUCAUUGCCAGGCACAUAAAUUGACUUAUCAAUGUGGUUAGGAAAAUACAGUUGCCAUGGUGAUCAAUAAAUGAUUUGAAAAAAUAUACCUUGCCACUUGUGUUUGCAUACCAGAAAUAUAAAAUAUCUUUGUCUUCUAUGAAUAACUAGUAUUGCAAGGCAUUGAUAAGGUUAUUCACUUCAAGUUAAAAUUCAAAGAAAAAUCUUCCGUCAGCUAUGCCUCAAGUUCAGCUACUUUGGCACAAAAUUUGAAUACUUUAAAUACUUUGGUGAAUAACCUUAUGAGUGAUCACCCUUUUGGAAAUGGUUUGAACAAAUGUAAUUCUUUGUAUAAGGGCGUUUAUUGGUUCUCUUUGAAUACGCGACUUGAUUCUGAUAGUGACGCUGUUCAUUAAGCAGAUACUUGUUUUACUCUUGCUUAGGGUCACACAGAUGAGCUAUGGGGUCUCGGUUCUCACCCCUCCCAGGAUCUGUUCCUAACCUGUGGACAUGACAAACUAGUUCAUCUCUGGAAUAGUAAAGACCAUCGUCCAGUCUGGACCACCACCCUGGAGGUAAGAGUGGGACACACUGAUAUGUUAUUAAGUGUUCUUGCAUGGCAAGACCACCUACUAUUAUCUCACAUAUAUAUUAUUAUUCUUAUUAUAGCCAAAUUUACCACCCUAACUCCUCCCACAGUUUUUACACUACAUAGACCGUAAUAUACCGAAACUUGCGGAUUGUUCCCGAUCGGUGUGCUAUUACUUUGUGGAACGUUUCGCCGAAUGGUUCAUGAAAUAUCGUCGUUUUUGUGGCGAAAUUGGUCCCAUGGGAAUGAAUGGCAAAAUGGGAGCUGGCAAAAGCUGAAAAAUCAGAACAUGAUUUCUAAACUUCCACCACUCCCUCAUUUUCAAGCCCACGUUCAGCUAUCCCUGCUGCCUCUAAAAAUGUCCACGGCUAAGCCAUAGUCCUGAUAGUUUUCACAAUAUGACCAUUUGUUUGCAACUCAAUGCCGUCCGUUGACAUUCAUUGAACCUCCACUCUAGCAACCUUUAAAUUUGAAGUGCAAUUUCUAAGCUGCGACUGUGCCUUCAUUUUUAAUAUUUCAGAGACAUACUAUGCAUCAAAAUGUAGGUCUGGGUCUUGUGAUUAUCACAAUAUAAAGCUCUUCACUUAAACUCCCCUUCUUGUGCUCCUGCUAAUUCUCCUGGCUCUGCUGUAAGCUCUGUCCAAGUGACCCCCGGCAGGGAAUUAUGGGAUAUAUACUUGAGUACUUUACAGCAGUUAAUAUAAUCAGAUAAUGUAAUCAACAGUGAAUCAAAAACUUUAUUGCAGAGUUUGGUCUGAUUAAAAAAAAAAAAAAUAAUGAUUCCAUACAUUAAAAUAUUGAAUGCUAAUAGAUAUUUAUUCUACCUGGCUAUUUUUUAAUUUUUAAUUUUGCUGCUAAGUUUUUCCUUCAUAUUUUCCAGUCUGUGAUAUAACCCUAUUGAACACCUUGCGGAGAGAGUAGUGUGGUCGGUGUAUUUUGUGGCGCUACAAUCCAAUAUUUUGAUCCCUUAGAAUUGAGAUUUAUUAGUGCUCACCACAUGUUUAAACAUUAAAUAUUGCGCGGCUUCCUGUGAUGAUCGAUUGUGGUAUUUAAAGGCAGCAUUGGUGCCAAGCGAGACUAUCUGGCUGAGCUCCAGGAAGUGAUAAUGUAAAUCGGGCCUGCAUCGGAGAAGAAUAUUUUAAACCUGUAUGAAAUGGCGUAAUUUAUUAACCACAGUAAUGUCUGAAAGUGUUAAACAAGAGUAAUACUUAGAGGAACUAAACGUUUUGUCUCAGACUGCAGUUUGAGAUUUUUUUUGGGGGUGGGAAGGGUGGGAGGUGGGUCGUAUUAUCCGGUGUUGAUUAAAAAUGUGUGUGCUGUUUAUAAUGUGUGCAUGCAUGUCAUUGAUGCAUUGACUGCAAUAGAGAGGGAGCCUAAUGCAGUUUAUAAUGCUGCUAUAGGGGUUAAGAGUUUUGGUAUAUUUUUAGGGGGGGGUAAAUAUGCACUGUGCACCAUAAUGUUCAAAGGUACAAUUGCUUAGAAUAACAGUUGUAGGUACAUUGAUGUUUCUCACUAGACCAGGAGGGCUAUAGAACAUUGAGAUUGCAGACAUCCAGGCCAAGCACAAACUUACAGUGCUGAGCUAAUAAAAGCACUUCACGUUCUGACUGUGUUCUCACUCCGGCAGUGCUGUGCCAGAAGGCAUCCCAAAGCACCUACACCUAUUUUAAUACAAUGAAUAGAAGGAAACAACAAAAAUAAAGUCACUCAAACCACAAUAAAGUGGGUGAGUGAAAGCUGGAUAGCAGAUAAGUAUCUUGUUUAAAUAACUGUUAAAUUUAACUGGACCAGCACUAAACGUACAUAUAUACACAUACACACCCGUCUCAAAACUAGAAACAAAUUAAGACAAUGACUAGCCUUAUAAGGCUUCUCCACCAACUCAUAAUGGGAGUAUAGGGUCAUCCAGUAAAUUGCUAAAACUAAUGGUAGCUUUAUUAGACUGCUUGUUUUAGCCCAGGAUUUGCCCUGUCCCCAAUCUAGAUUAACGUAGAUAUACCAGGGUGAGAGUAUAUACCUUAUUGGUGGGAGUGCCCGAGACCAGUAGACACAAUAUCUAAGGAGUAACAAUACUGAUUGCUUUUAGAAGAAUCGGAAUGGUGGUCUGUGUUGGAUUGUGCAGAGAUGUCUUACUGCAGUGCGAGAACACAUUGUGUUCACUAAUCUAUUCCUAUCCCUGCAGGAUCCCGCUCGGGCUGCUGGGUUUCACCCAUCCGGUGGUGUAGUAGCUGUGGGGACCUCUACUGGAAGGUAAGUGGAAGUGGGCAAUAUGCUCCAUUGGUGGCCAUCUGAAUCCCCAAUCCCUACUGACUGCACACAUCGUAGAAAAUUAGGGUUAAUUAAAGAGUGAUACAUUUUGCCAAUGCAUUGUGCAAGCAAGUUUUAUCGAUAAAAUCACUUUUCUACCUCUAGUAUACAUGUAUUUGCUGUUAACAUUCAGAAUGCAGUAUGUGCCUAUAGGUGUACUACAGAAAAUAUUAUACAAGAUCAUUUUAUCGUUACAUCCACAAGUAAUUCAUCAAUAAACUGUUCAUUUAUUUUUAUUUAAAAUACCUCUCAAGUUGCCAAGACCACUUCAUCUUAAUGUUCAGUAGUUUUAAUCCUUCACUGUAAAUCCUAAAAACAGGAAUUGAAUACACCUCUUAGUGGCUGUCUUCCUGAGGUGUUUCCAUCUCCAUAAUGGAAUAAAACUCCGUUAUUCAAUCAAAUUAUGCUGAUGGCAGCAAUUGACUGGUGGAGCACUGUGUUUUUCUGCACAUGCAAUCUCAAAUCCAUUGCUUUUCUGUGAGAAGCAUGAGAUUGGAUGAGACGGUGGAUGACGUCCACUUGGAUGCGAACAUCAACAGAGGCUGAGCUAUCACGGGACCAGGGGGCUCACAGCCCAGUCGCAGGCUGUCUGCCAAUGGCCCUAUCGCAGGAGUGCUUCUACUCCUGCCGGUCACUCCAUGUAGUGUGGACUGCAGGUAAAGGAGCUUCUGUUUCCUGACCUGAUCUGACAGGAAGAGCUCUCAAAGAGCACCAAACUACUUCCUGCCAGAUUGGGUAGAGGAACAGAGGCUCCUCUACCCAUGGCCACACUACAUGGAGUGACCGGCAGGAGGGGGGUGCUUCCCCUCCAGUCGGUCACCCUGCGAUUGGAUGGGCUGGGGGGGAAGAAAGAAAUGCACAGAAGGAUGGGGGGAGUCACACAAAGGGGCUUGAGGAGGGAAGAAGAGAGGCUGGAGGUGCUGAGUGCUCCCCAUAGAAAUGCAUUGAUUCAAUGCCUCUCUCUAUGAGGAGAUGCUGAUUGGCCAAGGCAGGGUUGUGCCUUGUAUGUGCAAUAGCCUCCCAAUGCUUUUCUAUGGGAAAGCAUUAGAUUGACUGAGAUCAUAAAAUUUGAUCUCCGGCAAAGUGAUGAGCACACUCCUAGGAUUUCAAAAUAAACAAGAUAACGUCCUUGUUUACAGCUGUGCAUUUCAGUCCCAUUACCAAACUUUUCUUAAUAUGUCAAGGUAAUUUGACUAAAACAUUGAUUAUAUGCAAAUGCAUUAUUAGGGUGGUAUAAACUUUUUAUUUAUUUCUCUCCUACCCCCUGGGCUGCAUUCAUUCCUGUCCAGCCUGGAUGCGUAAUCUUUAUUUUACUUUCAUUUUACAUCAAUUCUACAAUGCAGGUGGGGGUGGACCGUGCUGACAGUGAUGUAAUGGAAUCUAAAAUAAAGUGAUUAUUUGCAGGACUAUAGGCUUCCUUCAAGUGGAAAAUAUGGCCUUUCUGUAGAAAACUAUAGAAAAUCUGUGUUUUUUUUAUUUUUAGCUGAAUAUAAACCAUUACCCACUGUAUUAAAUAAUUACUCAUGCAGAGUAAUACUGUCUUGUGGUGUGUUCUUUCCAGUACAAACAUUACCUGAUGUGCGCUGCUCAUCAUGUUGUGUCUGCCUGCUAAAAGGACAUGCGACAUUCUAACAUUCCUUGUUUACUUUCUACAUUACCGGUCCUUAUCCGCUCCUUAAACAAGCACUGAAAGGUUGUGACCUUCACACACCUGAUAUAGGGACCAUGCAUUUCAAGUGUAAUAAUUAUAUUUGGAUGAGCGCAGCCUUUUAAGAAAUGAAACCUUCUUUAAUAUAUUUGUUCUUGGUUAUAAAUUGCCCCCUCUAGUAUUUACUCCUCACCCACCACCUCUUUCUUUUUAGGUUCCUUGUGCUGGACACUCAAACCCACGUUAUUGUAACGAGUAUUUCACAAGCCAGCGAGCAGAUCAGUGUAAUCCGCUACAGCCCCGGUAUUGUGCUAGAUGUAUAUUUAUUCUGUUAAUAUGUAGUGUUUAUUGUUUGUUUUGUUUUUAAGCACCUGAUUUCCUAUCUUUCACAAUCACAAUGUCUGUUUGCCACACAGAUGGUCAAUACUUAGCAGUUGGAUCUCAUGACAACUUUAUCUAUGUCUACGAGGUGGCAGAGGAAGGUCGAGAGUACAGAUGUGUGGGCAAAUGCACGGUAAGAACAUUUAGCUGUCUUUUAGUUAUAAAGCAUCAACCUCGGGCUUAAAAAAAAUAAAUAAAUCUGCAGUGACCUGUGGAGCAAGUUAAGACUAUUGAAUAACCUAGUGUUGCAGAGAGACAGACACGGAUGCACUAUGUUUGUUUUAAAUCCUUGCUACAGGCUAACUAUCUAUCGGAAUGGUCAAGCUGAGACACAAAGUACAGAUGAUGGCAUGUAGAAACAUCAUACCUUGGGUAGAGGCAGGAGAAAUGGGUUUAGUUGGGCAGGGUAUAUCCUGGGGCUUGGAGACCUGGGGAUAGCAGAAUCGUUUUACAAGCCUUUUUAAAUGAGUUUAGAGACAGGUUUUAACAAUGGUGAGCUGGUGGUGCAUUCCAGAGAGCUUUGAAAAAGUGAUGAUAGCUACUCUUUGUCUCUGGCAUAUAACUUGGAGGAGGACUAACUGUGACCAUUCGGAGACCUCGAGGUGCUUUCUGAAGUGCCACCGUCAUGGUGGAAGUAUCAUGUAGAGCAUCCUAGACAUUCCCCAACUCUGUCACCAUGUAUAAUGAGGAAGUGUUUUACUUACUGGAAGACAGAUGAACUCUUAACUAUUUGCAAAGUGAACGACACAUUGAAAGACUCCAUUUAGAUCUGUUUACACAAUGUUGCAUGUUCCUACAGGGUCACUCUAGUUAUGUCACACACUUGGAUUGGUCCUCAGACAGUUCCUGCUUUAUGACCAACAGUGGAGACUAUGAAAUCCUCUACUGUGAGUAUAUAAAUGUCUAUCUACAUUCUAAACUUUGUUACAUGAAAUUGGGUAAGCAGUCCCCUGUAUGUCCAGCACAGUCUUUACCAGCUCACGUUAUUUUAUGAAGUUUAAACGGCAAGCCAUUUCAUCCAGUGUUGCUGCAGCCGAUCCGGUGUUGGGAAAAGGACAGUUACGAAAUAUUGACAGUGACCCUUUAGAUAUGUUUGAAGUGGUGGACGUCUGUUGUGCCUUCUAGGUCCUUCACGCAUUACAAAAACAAUGGUAGUAAAUGCUCCAGAGCCAAUAUAAACAUCCUGCAUAAACUAUUUCCCUCUGUCCGUCAAAUGCAUCCUGUGAGCUCAUUUACCAUGACUUCAGACUUUCUCUUAUCACAUUGAUGACCUCUGUUUCGUAACAUCCUGAUUUGCAAGUCAGUUAUUGCAAUGCUGCGUUUAGCCAGAAGAUGGCACUAAACCUGUCCCAGGCCUUAAUCAGAUUUCCCCAAGAGAAUCUCAAAUUAUGGGACACGUGCAGUUAUGUGAGGUAGAGGUUAGUCUGGGAGGCCAUAAGCUUUUCUAAAGAGAUGGGGUUUAAGGCACUUCUUAAAAGAAUAGGGGAGAGUCUGAUGGCGGUAGGCAGGCUAUUCUAUAGGAAGGGAGCCCCACGCGAGAAGUCCUGCAAGCGCGAGUUGGCCGUAUGGGUGCUAGCAGCGGUCAGGAGGUGGUCACGGGCAGAGCGGAGGGAAUGAGGAGGGGCAUAUCUAUGGAUCAGUGAAGAGAUACAAGAGUGGCUAGAAUUGUUCAGUGCUUUUUAUAGGUGUGAAUUAGUACCUUGAAUUGACUCCUAUAGGAUACAGGAAGCCAAUGUAAGGACUGACAGAGGGGUGAGGUGUGAGAGAACCGACUAGAGAGGAAAAUCAGUCUGGCAGCAGCGUUCAUUAUGGACUGUAGUGGUGCAGUACAGCUUUUGGGAAGACCAAUCAGGAGAGGGUUACAAUAAUCCAUGUGGGAAAUUACUAGAGCAUGGACAAGCUCCUUGGAAGCAUCUUGCAUAAGAAAGGGGCGGAUGCAGGUUAUGUUUUUAAGAUGGAAUCUACAGGAUUUAGCAACAUACUGGAUGUGAGGCUCGAAGGUGAGGCCAGAAUAAAGUAUGACGCCAAGACAGCGCGCUUUCAAGGAUGGACUGAUGUGGGUACCACAAACUUGAAUUGAGAGUGAAAGAGGAGGAUCAGUAUUAGGAGAAGGAAAGGCAAGGAGCGCAGUUUUAGAGACAUUGAGUUUCAGAAAGCGGGAGGACAUCCAGUCAGAGAUGGAAGAAAGGCAAGCAGUGACACGUUGCAGGACGGCAGGGGAGAGGUCCAGGGAGGAGAGAUAUAACUGGGUGUCAUAAACGUACAGGUGGUAGUGGAAUCCAAAAGUUUGCCAAGAGAGGCAGUAUAAAGAGAAAAUAGAAGGGGACCAAGGACAGAGCCUUGGGGGACUCCAACUGAGACAGGACGAGGGGAGGAGGUAUCAUUAGAAAAGGAGAUACUGAAUGAGUGUUGGGAGAGAUAAGAGGAAAACCACGAGAGGACAGUCACAGAGACCGAGUGAUUGAAGAGUUUGAAGAAGGAGAGCAUGCUCAACGGUGUCAAAGGCCGCAGUGAGGUCAAGAAGAAUUAGUAUGGAGUAGUGGCCUUUGGAUUUAGCUGCAAUUAGGUCGUUAGUAACUUUGAUAAGCGCAGUCUCAGUAGAGUGGAAGGGGCGGUAGGGUAGUGUUAUAUGUGGAGAUGGCCAGUGAAGGACAGGAGAGGGAAGGCAUGGACAGCAGUCGUGAAUCAAUAUCAGCUGACAACUGCUGGAGAUCAAGAGAAUUAAGGUCCAUCCUGAGUUGAGGGGGGUUAGGCUGAGGUUGUUGGGUGAGGGGGUACAUGAGAGCAAAUGAUAAGAAGUGGUGAUCAGAUAGAGAGGAAAUGGAGUGUUUCAUACAUCUGAAACCCUCAAUAUUUAAUCUGUAUGUCUAGCUAGGCACAUGUUUAACAAAUUAUUUUAUUCUUAAUUGUCUUUUCUUCUUUUUUGUUAUACAAUGACAGUGUGCAAUGGCCAUACAUCUGCUGUGUGAUGCUACAAUCUGUGUUUCCAAUGACCAAAUCUGCCAGAUUACUAGUAAUUGCAUAAUGUUCCUGUCCGCUCGCACCUCCCAUGCCUCCCCGAUCCGGUCCCUGCAUUGGCUUCCAGUUAGAUAUAGGGCUCAAUUUAAAAUCCUGGUGCUUGCUUACAAGUCCCUACAUAAUGCUGCUCCAACCUACCUAUACUCCCUAAUACACAAGUAUGUCCCGUCAAGGCCCCUACACUCUGCCAGAGACCUACGUAUAUCCUCUGUCUGUACUCCCACCUCUAACUCUCGCCCUCAAGAUUUCUCCAGGGCUGUACCUCUUCUGUGAAACUCCCUUCCCUUCUCGGUAAGACUUUCACCCAGUCUCCAUUUAUUGAGAAAAUCAUUGAAAACUCUCUUCUUCAAGAAAGCAUAUCAAUUAAACUGUUAGCAGGUUUUUAUCCCCCACCACCUCUUGACUCCUCUCCUGCAACUGCCAAAAUUACCUACUAAGCCCUCAGUGAAUACUUUUCUAACAACCUACUUCGUACCCCUACUUUUACCCUGUGUGUCAUUAUACCCCACUCCCUCUAGAAUAUAAGCUCCUUGAGCAGGGCCCUUAACCCCUCUGUUCUUGUACAUCCAGUUGUCUGGUUACAAUUACGUGUCUGUUAGUCCAGCCAUUGUACAGCGCUACGGAAUCUGAUGGCGCUAUAUAAAUAAAAUAAUAAUCCUAUCACGUCCUGUUUGGACUGAAUAUGAAACUCACUUUAAUUUUGUGAAGUACCAGCAUGUAGGCUAUGGUAAACGUCUAUUUUAAAAUCUGGUUUGGCACUGUUUUUUGAGCUGUUGUACAAAAUAAAGAUUUCUAUUGAAAUGCAUUUAAUUGGAGACCAAAUAUAAUCUAUUUAUAUAUUACAUGUUCCGUGUUGACAAAACCCCACAAUCAUAAUGUUUAAUAGUAAAGUAUUUUCAUGGAAAUAUUACUAUAUUUGUGUUGUACGUUAUUUGGACUACAGGCUGAUUAACCCCCUCUGUCUGUACCUUAAACAAAAUUAAUUGAAGUGUAAGUUAAUAAUUUUCAAUAUCUAUCCGCUGUUGGAUUUAAAUGGUCGCUAACUGCAUCCAACCAGAACUAGCGCGCGUGUGUGUGUGUGUGUGUGUGUGUGUGUGUGUGUACUUAGCAUUGGUCACAGAACAAGCACAAGAUAUAACAGGUCAUAAACAGUAUUUACUAGUGGAGCACAGAACAGGUAAUAACUGCUCAGGUUUGAGGCAAUAAAAUAUUAGCCAGAUCCACGGCUGUAACUAUAAAACUCUUGAACAGUAAUUAAAGGGACACUCUGGGCACUGUAACCUUGCCCUCUUAUUUAUUUAUUCCUGGCAUGUGAAGUGGUUAUAGUGCCUGGAGUAGUCUUUGUAUUCAGUUUUCAAAUGUUUUUAAGUGGUUUAAUAUGAAAUGAUAGUCCCCAGAAACCAGUCCCAUGUAAGCUGCUCUGGAUAAUAAAGAAGCAUUAUCCCGUACAUCAAUUGCCCGCAUUGACUGGCUUGGAGUGUCAUCUGACCGCUGUCAGCCUAUCACAAUAGCCCAUUGGUGGGAUGAAUUGGUAUGGCUAGAAGAAAGUGCAUAAUCUUUGUCUUAGUCAUAUCUCUUGUGGGGGCUGGGCUGUGGGUGGUUUGGGACCCUAGUUCAGUGUUAAACUAUUCAAAAAUGGUUUAAUACUGAAUGGAUGUAAAAAUCCAAGGGCAGAGUACAGAAUAUUUUAUAGAGUCCUAACCGCAACAUCUGAGUAAAGGGAUUUAGGGGGAUUAUUUCUGAUGACUUAAAGGUAGACAGACAAUGUAAUAGAGCAGCAGGAAAUGCUAGCAGAAUGCUUGGUUGUAUAGGGAGAGGCAUUAGCAGUAGAAAGAGGGAAGUGCUCAUGCCAUUGUAUAGAACACUGGUGAGACCUCACUUAGAGUAUUGUACACAGUACUGGAGACCGUAUCUUCAGAAGGAUAUUGAUACCUUAGAGAGAGUUCAGAGAAGGGCUACUAAACUGGUUCAUGGAUUGCGGGAUAAAACUUACCAGGAAAGGUUAAAGGAUCUUAACAUGUAUAGCUUGGAGGAAAGACGAGACAAGGGGGAUAUGAUAGAAACAUUUAAAUACCGUAUUUUUCGCUCCAUAAGACGCACCUCACCAUAAGACGCACCUAGUUUUUAGAGGAGGAAACCCAGAAAAAAAAUAUUCUGAACAAACUGUUCCAUAGUGUUUCUUACCAUGGGACAGUUUGUUCAGAAUAUUUUUUUUUUCUCCCCUGUCCCAUAAUGAUCUUUAACCCCCCUUUCCUCUGUCCCAUAGUGAUUGUUAACCCCUCCUACCCUGUCCCAUAGUGAUUGUUAACCCCUCCUACCCUGUCCCAUAGUGUUCUUUAACCCCUCCUCCCCUUGUCCAUUAGUGUUCUGAUCCCAUAGUGUCCCCCCCUCCCAUUGUCCCAUAGUGCACUUUCCCUCCCAUAGUGUCCCCCCCUGCCCUUGUCCCAUAGUGUCUCCCCCUCCCCUUGUCCCAUAGUGUGUCCCCUCCCCUUGUCCCAUAGUGUCCCCCCUCCCCUUGUCCCAUAGUGUCCCCCCCUCCCCUUGUCCCAUAGUGUCCCCUCCCUUUCUCCCAUAGUGUCCCUCCUUCUCCCAUAGUGUCUCCCCCUCCCCUUGUCCCAUAGUGUCUCCUCCUCCCUUUCUCCCAUAGUGUCUCCCCCUCCCUUUCUCCCAUAAUGUCUCCCCCUCGUCCCAUAGUGUCUCCCCCUCCCCUUGUCCCAUAGUGUCCCUCCCCUUCUCCUCCCAUAGUGUCCCUCCCCCUUCUCCCAUAUAGUGUCCUCCCUCCCCUUCUCCCAUAGUGUCCUCCCCUUUCUCCCAUAGUGUCCCUCCCCUUCUCCCAUAGUGUCCCCCUCCCUUCUCCUCCUAUAUAGUGUCCUCUUCCCCUUUGUCCCAUAGUGUCUCCUCCCUCCCCUUUGUCCCCAUAGUGUCUCUCCCUCCUUUUGUCCCAUAGUGCCCUCCCUCCCUUGUCCCAUAGUGUUCUCUUUCCCUCCCUUGUCCUAUAGUGUCUCUUCCCUCCCCUUGUCCCAUAGUGUCCCUCCCUGUCCCAUAGUGUCCCUCCUGUCCCAUAGUGUCCUCCUCCCCUUGUCCCAUAGUGUCCUCCUCCCCUUGUCCUUCCAUAGUGUCUCCUCCCUCGCCCCAUAGUGUGUCCUCUCCUUGUCCUAUAGUGUUUCCCCUCCUUUCUCCCAUAGUGUCCUCCCCUUGUCCUAUGUGUCUCUCCCUGUCCUAUAGUGUUCCCUCCUUUUGUCUCCAUAGUGUUCUCCUCCUUGUCCUAUAGUGUUCCCUCCCCUUGUCCCAUAGUGUCUCCCCCUCCCCUUGUCCCAUAAUAACUUACCUGUCUUGGAGCGUGGGCCGGCUUCACAGCGCGCUCCGCGGUCCAGGAACUUCUAUUUCGGGUUCCGGUUUCCGGCGGGACUGAAAGGAAGUGUGCACACUGAGUGUGCACUUCCUUUCAGUCCCGCCGGAAACCGGAACCUGAAAUAGAAGUUCCUGGACCGCGGAGCGCGCUGUGAAGCCGGCCCACGCUCCAAGACAGGUAAGUAAUUCUUCACAUUCGCUCCAUAAGACGCACAGACAUUUCCCCUCACUUUUGAGGGGAAAAAAGUGCGUCUUAUGGAGCGAAAAAUACGGUAUAUAAAGGGAAUCAACACAGUAAAGGAGGAGACUAUAUUUAAAAGAAGAAAAACUACCACAACAAGAGGACAUAGUCUUAAAUUAGAGGGACAAAGGUUUAAAAAUAAUAUCAGGAAGUAUUACUUUACUGAGAGGGUAGUGGGUGCAUGGAAUAGCCUUCCAGCUGAAGUGGUAGAGGUUAACACAGUAAAGGAGUUUAAGCAUGCGUGGUAUAGGCAUAAGGCUAUCCGAACUAUAAGAUAAGACCAGAAUGUAAAAAACCAACUCGAGUUUCAGAUAAAAAUGGAGUUGAUGCUGAGUAAACAAAAAUUAAGCAAAAAAGCAUCUGUCUGGAUGAAAUGUCUUAAAUGAUUGAUAUGGAAAUUAUUUGUGAUUAAUUGAAGGUAAUUUGCAUACCUUGAACAUUGAAAAUAUAUAAGCUAUACCUGAACCUCCCUCCACUCUACUUAUAGUAAUAUUGUUGUAUAUUUUGCUGCUACACUGUCUUGUGUCAUAUUUUAAAUUUGUAUAAUAUGUGUAUAUUACCAAAUACUUAAUGUUAAAUUACAUUUUAAAGAGGUCUAUAUAUUCCUUUUUUCCUGCGAACAAGAUCCGUAGGAAACGAAUAUUGAUUACAGAAUGUACAAAUAUUACAAUUUGUUAAAUGUUUAAAAUAAUUGAAAAGAAAGGGAAAAAAAAAUAAAGAUAAGAUAAGACCAGGGACAAAUGAAAGUAUUUAGAAAAUUGGGCAGACUAGAUGGGCCGAAUGGUUCUUAUUUGCCGUCCCAUUCUAUGGAGGGACAGCGCCAGGGUCCUCCAGGCAAUAGAACCAAUUUGAGAUAAAAUGGUUAUAGUGAUCCAUUUAAGGUAAACUUGCAGUGUUAUUCACCAAAGUAAGAAUUGUCAGGGAUUUGAAGUAAAUUUUUAAGUUUAAGGCCACAAUAGCCUAAUUUGAGAAACUUUCAAAGCCAGCUAACCUUCCAGUUCAGCUAUGUUUGCCUUAAAUGUGAAAUUAACUUUGAAAUCAUUUUAGUAAAUGAUCUCGUGUAGGUGGCAGAUAUGGCACAGAUGUCUUGGUUCUAAUAAUUCCCAGGUUGCAACACUGCAGGUGAUAAGGCAGGUAAAUAUUACCAGUACACAGCUCCAGUGUAUUGUCAAGAACCGGUCCCCAAACUGCAACCAACCUUGCUGGUCAAUGUCUAAAUCGAGCCGAUUCCUGACACUGAUUCCUGCCUCCAGGUAUGCAGACAGGUGUGUACUCUGGCUCUGUGACAAAUUAGAUCAUCUAGCACCUGCACAGAACAGUUCUUGACGUUCUGUCUGUCUCUCUCCUCACAAAUACACCACCUCUCCGCAGUACAGUGCACACUGUCAUUGUCUGAGGCUGGGAGAACUUGCUCAAACACAUGACGAGAUUUCCCCUUCAUAAUAAUAAAGAAAAAAAUAACUUGUGCCAAAGAUUAAGAGAUAAUUUGGUUAACUCGGGCAUAUCCGCAGUCACCGCAUCUGUAAUUUCCAGACAGUGUGAAAAUGAAGUCACUCACUCACUAAAUAACUCCGAACAUUGCAACUUCGCCUAUUUUAAAGGCACAGUGAUUAGAGACACUUUCAAGGGCCUGGAUUUCACUCAAAACAUUUUAAGUAUUACAGAUAUACAAAAACCAUAUCAAUACAAUAGCGCAGGUAAUUUCUUUUUCUUUGGUUUUUACUGUGUGUAUUGGGGCUGAUGUGUACUACAGUCGUUGCUGCCGCCCAGGAGUAGUGGGAGUUUGAGCGCAGGACUUGGUUUUUGUAUAUUUGUAUUCACAUUUGUAUCACACAGCUAUGUUACAAAGCUGCCGCCCACCCCAUGUGUUCUGUAUUAAGGGUUAAUAAGUAUAUAGCAGUUUAGAAAAAUACCCCUCCAUUAUCUUGGUGACUGUCUCUCAGUCACUGCCAUUUUCAUAUAAUUUACCUCAUUUUAACCACCCUGUUUCAUGUCACUCUCUCUGCCUCACCAUGAUACUCCUCUGUCACAUUUCCGCUUUGUCUGUCUCAAAGCCCACCUUUUCUGUGUAUCUCUUCACCUACACUGAUCAGACACUACAUUAAAACCACUGACAGGUGACGUGAAUAACAUUGAUUACAUCGUUACAAUUGCACCUGUCAAAGGGUGGGGUAUAUUGGGCAGCAAGUAAACCGUCAGUUCUUCAAUUUUAUGUGUUGGAAGCAGGAAAUAUGGGACAGCGAAAAGACCUGCGUUACUUGGCCAAAUAGUGAUGGCUAAACGACUGGGUCAGAGCAUCUACAAAACAGCAGGUCUUGUUUGGUGUUCCCGGUAUGUUGUGGUUAAUACCUACCAUAAGUGGUGCAAGGAAGGACAACUGGUGAACCAGUGUCAGGGUCAUGGACACCCAGGGCUCACUGAUGCAUGUGUGCUGAACCGCAGAUUGGUCAAAGUGCACAUGAUGACCCCUUCCACCGCCGAAAACACCUUUUAAUGGAAUUGGUGAGCAUCAGUUCUAGACCAUGGAGCAAUGGCACAAGGUAGCCUUGUCUGAUGAAUAACGUUUUCUUGCGUUGUUUAACUUGGUUCUAAGAGAUGGCAGCUGGACACACUAUGGGAAGAAGGCAGGCUGGCAGAGGCAGUGUUAUCCUUUGGGCAAUGUUAUGCUGUAAAACCUUGAGUCCUGGCAUUAAUAUGGAUGUUUCUUUGACAUGUACCACCUACCUGGAGAUUGUUGCAGACCACGUACACAUCUUGAUGGUGUUCCCUCAUGGCAGGGGCCUCUUUCAGCAGGAUAAUACAUGUUCAGGAAUGGUUUGAGGAACAUGAUAAAGAGUUCAGCGUUGCCUUGGCCUCCAAAUUCUCCAGAUCUCAUAAACAGAACAACAAAUCUGAUCUAUGGAGGCCCCACCUCUUGCAAGACUUCAAGGAUCUGCUGCUAAUGUCUUGGUGCCAGAUAUUACAGGACACGUUCAGAGGUCUUGUGGAGUCCAUGCCUCAAUGCAGCAGACCUGUUUUGGCAGCACUAGGGGGACCUACAUAAUAUUAGGCAGGUGGUUUUAAUGUUGUGGUUUAUCAGUGUCUCCCCUGUGAUUUUUAGGGGGGGGGGUUUGUUUUUUUUCUUCUAACCCCUAAAGUCUAUCUCCCUAUCUCUCAGUUCCCUCUUAAUGUUUAUCUACUUCUGUUGGAUUGUGCAAGACUUUAAGAGAUGCUGGGUUUUGAUAUCUCUUAUAUCCCAGCACCAUCCAGCGCACACAGAACACAAGGAAGCACAUAGACAUAAAGUUAGUUGGGAAAUGCUCCGAGCUUGUAGUCCCAUUAUAGUCGUAGUUCUCUUAUUCUCCUCUGUAGCUCUUGGAUGUUGGUACUGGCCAGCUGCUAGCACAUGCUACAAACCUGAACGCACUAGUCAGAUCCUGAUGUUGGAAGUGUGCAGCUAAUUUCAAACACAUCCCCAUUGUACUAUCGCUCCACGGACCAGACAUGUGGGCCUGGUGGGCCAUAUCCAACCUGCAGCCAGGAUUGUCACCCCUAUUUCAUAGUAAUUUAAGAAAACGUAAUGAUUGAGGAAGAAAAAUGAUGUGGAAAUGCAUUGUGCUCUCUGUAUACAAAUUAAUUCUAAUCCAUUGUAUUGGGUAACCUGCAUGUGGUGUCACAUUUUACAAAGGAGGCAGUAAAAAUAAUGAACCUCCAUCCUUCUCUAGAUUUACAUUUGUAAAUCUAGAUUGUUCUGUAAAUGUGCAGCCGGUGUGUAACAUUGUAUUGCUGUGUACUCAGCAGGACAUACAGGAACACAAGAGAAAUCUCAUUGCAUCCUUCCUGGUGAAAUAUGUUCUAAAUAAAAUAAUUUGGAUACAUAUUGCCAGGGACAUAUAUUUUGCAACAUCUAAAGUAUAAACGAUAAUAGAACCAAAUAUAAGGAUCUAUAUGUGAAAAGCCGCCACUCCAGGCACACUCCAAUAAAGCCUAUGAAGACAAAUAUAGACAAAUGAUGGGUACAGUAUAUAACCCACCAAAUGAGGGCGCUAGACACUAAAGAUACAGAGAUAUAGAGGAAGUAUAAAUAUGAAUACACAACAAUAGAAGAUCAAAAACUCUCCAUGAAAACGUAUAUACAAUAUAACGAGGCAGUACUAUUACAAGACCAGGGAACAAAUGCCCGGCACCAAUCACUAAACCAACCCCAUCUUUUGUCUGUAUUCGUCUUCAUAUGCUUUAUUGGAGUGUGCCUAGAGAGUGGCGGCUUUUCACAUAUAGAUCCUUAUAUUUGGUUCUAUUAUCAUUUUAUACUUUUUAUGAUUUAUAAACACUCCUCGGGUACUUUCUUUUUUUCUUGUUAGUUUAGUGGUUGGUACCGGGCAUUUGUCUUGUCUUGUAAUAGUACUGCCUCAUUAUAUUGUGUAUAUACUUUUUCAUUGAGAGUUUUUGAUGUCCUAUUGUUGGGUAUUCCUAGUAUAUUCCCACAAUAAAGCCUUGAUAUAUUUUUAAUAUAUUCCAUUUUGUGCAUCAUAUUUAUACUUCCUGUAUAUCACUGUAUCGUUAGUGUCUAGCGCCCUUAUUUGGUGGGUUAUAUACCCAUCUUUUGUAACAUCUGACUAGGCCUAAGAGGAUGGAGAGGUGUCAGGAUUUGGGUAGUUUUUUUUUUUUUUCAAUCCUGUCCGCUUAAUUAGAACAGGUGCAGUUGAAUAAGGGCAGUGGGUGAUGGUAUAUGGAGUGCUGUACCGAUACCUGCUGAGUGUUACAGUAUAGCACAUCCCAGUGAUGGGAGUGAUUGAGGGGGGGGGGGACAGGAUAAAGAUAGACCGUGAUAGCUGAUUCACAGAUCCCCUACCUCCUCACUGCUAGAGACGUAGGACUGCAGGGUGACUAUAGCCUCCUCACCUCACCCCCAGUUCUGAGUCAGCCGGCACAGGUAAACUGCAAAGGGGGAGUGAGAGAGAUGUCUUCAUUGUGUGUAUGUGACUAAUCUAUGUAUGUAUGUAUGUAUGUGUGUGUGAUUUAUGUGACUGUGGGUGGUUAUGUGACUAUAUGUGAUUGUGUGUCAAUGUAUGCAAGUUCAAAUUAAUAUAUCAGGUGCAGCCGGGUACAUUAAUGCAUAUUCCAUAAGUAACAAUCCCUAUUAAAUAUAUUGGUUUAUCAAAAUAUUAUCAGAAUAUUUACGGUAAGUGGACAUGCAAUGCUUGUUUCUUGCAAAAUAACAUCCAAUGUUUGUCUUUGUUUUCCUUUUUUUUCUUUCCACUAUUUCAUUGUUUAUGUUGCUGUAUAAAUAUAGUCUAAAAAAAAAUAAUAAAAAAAAAAAAAAAAAUUAUUAUUUCAAAUUAAUCUUAAAUGGAAUUUUAAAUGGUUUUUCAUAACAUUGUCUUGACCGUAAGAUAACAUGAAAUAUCCACUUUAAUUGCACUAAUUACUAAAUACAGAAAUUGGGGCUUUCCUAUUCUUUAAUACAUCCUAUCCGUGAAUUGAAAAAAUGCUAAAUAAAUGUUCACCCUGUCUUUCAAUCACAGGGGACCCUGAUUCCUGUAAGCAGAUUGUUAGUGCCGACAUUGUACGCAAUGCCGACUGGGAGCGUUCUUCCUGUACGCUGAACUUCCAUGUUUUGGGUAAGUCAAGUCAUGUGCCCCAUCUUCGUUUUACACAGCGCCCGUCAGGGGUGUGUAUUCAUAAUGAGGUGUUAGAGGGCAUGUUCACAAUUCUAUUUUUAAUGGUUUAAACGUUUAUAGAAUAUUUUUCCCAGUUGACGCCUAAAUGUCAUGUGGUUUUGUCAGACUGUGAGCAGCGGAGUUUAGAAAACAAACUUUCAAUGCUAAAAUAACAAACCAUCAAACAACUACAUCCAUAUAGUAGGUGAUCUCUAUUUAAAGAGCUCCUGUCUCCUAAUGUUGUUUUGCCAAAAAAAAAAAAAUAAUUUUAUAUGUUCAUUCACUUGCUGGUAAAUAAUGAAAACACUCAAAUUAGCUUUACUAAAUUAAAUUAAUGGGUUUUUUUUUUUUUUUUUUUUUUUUUUUUUUUGGAGGGGGGGGAUUUUUUGCCAAAGCAAUAUGCUGUUAUUAACCCAUUCACUACUGAUAGCUUGCUUGCAAUGUUAAUAUAUAAAAAGAUUUCCUUAACCCCUGGUCUUAAUUAAAAAUAAAAAUAAAACAAAAAAACUAAUAAAAGGGUUAAUAACCCUGAUUUGUUGAUAGGAAUGAUCAGCUGCCUUUCUCCGCAUCCUUUGUAUUAAUGUACGUACAUGCAGCCACAACUAUGUAUUUUUUAUUUUUUUUUUAUUUUCUUCUUUUGGUAAAGCACAGUAUGACCUCAGAUACAUUCGUGGUGAGGCAGUGAGUCAAAGACACAUGUGUGCACAUAGGCAGAAGAUGGAUAAGCCAGUGUUUAAAGGAAAUUGUAGCGUAGGGAAAUCCUUGAGUGUUGGAUAAUAAAUGUAUAUUUAGUAAUUCUGUGUGUAAGUACCACGAGUGGCUUGCUGGAGACUGUACGGCCUCCGAUCUUUCUUGGGCUGCCUGUGUAGAAUGAAAUUGCAGAACACAACAACCAGGUAACAGACUCUCUGUCACCACUGUGAGCUCUAAAUUGCCUCUAAAGAUGUUUAAAUUAAUCCAUUAGAACGAUUAAACUCUUUCCACUUCAGGAUCAGUUUAAAAUGCAUCUUGCAUAAGCGUUUCUAAUUACGGAUGCUGUACAGUAGUCCAGGCAAUGCUGAUGCGCAUUCUGCCAUGGCGUUGCCCGUUCCCACUAGAGUACCAUCAGUAUUCCACCAUUGGAUUUCCCCUGCCCCCCCAGUAUACCACCACUGUGGUAUAACUACCAGUAUGUCUUUGCUGGUUUCCCCAUGCACACCCACCACUAUACCAUCCCAGGCUCACUACAGCAUGAAGCUCUUUACAGACCGCACAGUAACUUAUAACCUAGGGUAAAUAAUGGGUCUCUACAUAGAGGGCGUAGAUUUUCACAGGCUCGGGAUCUAGAUAAGUAAUGUAUUAUACACCACGUGCCCUGCAGCCUAUAAUUAUAAGGUGUUGUAGUUUAUCUUGCGUGUGCCCCACUAUGCAAAAAAACUUUUUUUUUUAUUUGUUAAAUGCCACGAAAUUGCAACUUCCAACUUCCUCCUCAAUAUGUUUGACAUACGUGUGUUGAUUGGUAGAACUAUAGCAGGGAGUGGGGAGGAAGAAUACGUGUAAUUUUUUUAAGGUGAUAAUUACAUGAUUGGGAGACAGACUUGAUGUAAGACCGGUAUUGAAAACAGCACUAAGCCAGCAAGCUUGAGGGAUCUGACUAAUGGGUCUUUUAUUGACAAGCAGGAGAUGCGUGGAGGUGGAAUAUGAGAGAUGAGAAUCUCAGCUUUAGAAAGAUUUUUUUAUUUUUUAGGAAACAGUUUAGUGAUAAAUAAGGGACAAAUACUUAUCAAUCUUCGUAUGUCAGGACAUGGCUGAAUUCUAUUUAGUAGUAUAUCUGUUUAUCGAGCAUCUCUGUGAAAGUGUUUGAGGGUUUAAUAUCUGCGCUGUUUUGCAGCACUAGGCAAUAUCUGUUGCAGAACUAAACGUCAUGUGAUGGUAUGCUAAACUCUCAGUGCAUCGCUGUUACUUUAGCUACACGAAAGCAGGAGCAUUGUAUAUAUAUAUUUUUUUAUUCUUUAUUUAGGAUCCGUCAGUAGAAAAGACAUAAUACAGUAUACAGUAGUUUAUCAUCUAAAUCAAACAAUUUAUGCCUCCCCACUGUCUGUUUUUCUUUAUUUAAAAAUAUAAGGAUAGUAAAGAUUAACAAAGAAGGAAAGAAAAAUUAGCACAAGAAUGAGAGUCGCUGUGGGAGGAGAGUUAUCGUCUAACCUUAUUGUAAGCUAUGGUUUGUAAAACCUGCCCCUACCCUUUAUGGGGAAAAUCUGAUCUCUUUCUACGCAGGAAAAUUAAUAAAAAAUGAAAGCGGAUUCUUUCUCCUUAAUAGUUAUAACAACCUGAACUACAGAGUGCUUAAGAAAAAUUACUUAAUUUGAUGAAGCUGAAGCACAUUUCAAGGAGAUCUGAAGGUCGGGCAGGUAGACAGUCUGAAUCGGUCUGUCCUUUUUGUCCUCUGAAGCCUUUAAUUAUGGGUCACUUCUACACGUGAGACAGAACACUGUAGCACAGUAACUGAUCUAACUAUAUAUAACAUGAAUGAAAAGAGCAGGGGAAAUCACACAGAAUAAUACACUGAUAAGUACACAAAUUAAAAAUGGAUCAAAAUAACCUUGGAAUGCAAAGUUCCAGAAUUCUAAAUAAUUAAUACUGUACUCACACAAAAUAGCACCGUACUCCGGGGAUAAAGGAAAAUAGCUGACUGGCACAGUGAGUACUUAAAGGGACAGGCACUGAACUGAAAUUUAAACACAAAACUCCUUGCACAAAUUACCACUGGUGACGUGACCAGACACUUCCUCUCGGAGUACAUUUGUAAUGAACAUUUGACACAAAGGCACAUUAUUAUGUUCUUAUCUAAUGAUUACAGAGUAUCUUACUUCUAGAGCAGGGAUGGUCUAAAAGUACAUCUACAAAUGUUACCUUGCCUGCCUUUAGGACCUAGACGUUUCUCUCCAAGCUGGGAUCCUUGGAAGUAAGAUUCUAUAGGUGUACCGAUUUUUGUGUAUGAAAACAAACAGAGCAGCGUAACAUUACUUGGUUUAUUCUGAUUUCCUAGUAAAAACAGACAACCUCCUAGGAUAUUACAGAGUCAUUGUGAGCCGGUUUUAAUAUUUGAUAUACUUUACAAUACGUCCAAAUUGGCCUCCUUUUAAUACCAUAGAGCAGGGGUUCUCAACCCAGUCCUCAAGGACCCCCUACCAGUCCAGGAUUUAGGGAUUACCUGUGUGUGUCUAAGGUGUUGUUGUUUUUUUUUUUCUUAACACCUUAGAUACACCCAGGUAAUCCCUAAAUCCUGGACUGGUAGGGGGUCCUUGAGGACUCGGUUGAGAACCCCUGCAAUAGAGCCUCAUACCAAUAUUUGUUUCAAUGUUAAUAUCUAUAAUAGAAAGCAGUUACAAAUCUGUUUUGUGUCCUCGAGGAUCCAGUCUGUGGUAUCUACACCUGGUACACUCCAUCCAUUUUUCCACCUUAACUCUAAGGUCUGUUCUUUCUAGGAAUAUGGCCUGACGGAGCUGAUGGCACAGACCUUAAUUCUGUGACGCGUUCGCAUGACAAGAAACUUUUGGCCACUGGUGAUGAUUUUGGGAAAGUCCGUCUGUUCAAUUACCCAUGCGUGGUGCCACGGGUAAGACAUGGAGAGCUUUGUGCCAAAAUACGUUUCAUGUAUGAUUCUUGCUGUAGAAAAGAAAGUAGAAUAUAUGUUAUAAAUAACUUUAGGUUAGUUAGACCAUUGGAUUGUGAACUAUAAAACUUCAAGUUUAACUUUCUGGCCUAUAAUGCCCCCACUCCAGGAGCCUCUGAGCACGUCUAAUCUUGGAUGUACUCUAUAUUAAAGAUUCAGUCUCUAUCAUGAUUGUUUAACCUGUGUCCUAUGCCAUAGCCUAUUCUGGACACCAUACUUCACAAAAUAUGACCAUUGGAAUGCAUCUUGAGACCUAGCUAACACUGUUAAAUAAGCAGGAGUGAGAACAAAAUGUGAUAAAAUUCCACUGGCUAAUGUAAACUUACUCUUAACUAUAAUUUUACAUAUCUCAAGCAGGACAUUGGUAAAGAUUCACCUUAUAUGCUGAAAGUAAGGCUUUAAUUUGUAGAGUAGAACCAGUGCCGCGACGAGACCUAAAGGGAGGAAACUAUCCAGUCCAUGCUUGGUUUCUGGUCAAUGCUCCUUUUGAAUUACAGCCCAUGCUUUGAUUUAAAAAAAUCUGCAUUUAAAGUAGUGAGGGUUUGUUACCUUUUAUACCCCCAACAUUAGUUAGAUGUAAAGCAGAAACACGUGUUUUAAAUCUCAGAUACACCCACGCAGCUUCUAAUGAUUUUGUACAGGUUUUGGAAACAUGACUUGCCUUCUCUCUUAUUUCAGGCUCCCAGCUUUAAAUACGAUGGGCACAGCAGUCACGUGACCCGUGUCUCCUUCCUGUACGAUGACAGUGCUUUGCUUUCCACUGGUGGGAAAGACAGUACAAUACUUCAGUGGACAGUUCUGUGACCUGCACAACUGUAGAGCACUUCGACCAUCUCCCACAGACUGUCUUACUCACCCUGUCAUGUUUUGUUUUCCUCUUGUGUGUUUCACCCCAGCCUGCAGAGAAUAUUGCACCCCUUUAGCAUUGUCCAGCACCCCCACCCACCCCUCAGCCUGCUCAGCGCCUUAUCUGGGUCCACGGAAUGCCGUCUCCCACCUUUCCACAGAGCGCUGUAAACUGUCUCCUUGUCUUUUCAACACCCCGCUAUCUCAUUCUCUUGCAGAUUCUGUCACACUUUGCUGUUGAACAGAGCUCUUUAGCUAAAGCUUAAAGGCUGGAUGUGGCCCUCAGAGGCUUCUCGUUGAGUUUCAGUUACUUAAUGCCUACUGAGGUUUCAUUAGAUUACUUAGAUAUGGUUUUAGUUUGGUUUGUCUCUGUUACAGCUCUUUUCAUUGAAAUGCUGGACCGUACUGCUGUAGCAAUUUGCAGCAGGUGGUCUCGUACAGGGACCCAUAGGCCUGUAGACUGUUUCACUCUGAAUUGCAUCUAAAUCUCACUAUCCAUAGACCAGACCCUCAGCAACCCCUGUAAUUCCUGCAGCCGGUAUAGUUUUUCCAUGGAUGGUUUUUAAGGUGCUGCUAUUGAUAAAGCACAGCAAUAAAAAGUCUAACAGUGUGAGUGUCUCAUUCAAUAAAGUUUUUCUUUCUGAGUUUCCCUGUGUUUACAUAAAAUAAUAAUAAAAAUAAUUCAUUUUGAAGUUUGA
This is a messenger RNA of Pelobates cultripes (western spadefoot toad), 40587 nucleotides long. NCBI's taxonomy places the organism in Eukaryota, Metazoa, Chordata, Amphibia, Anura, Pelobatidae. The record is from the annotation of a GenBank genome assembly.